CACAAAAGUUUUUUUAUUGCAGUUUAUCUCUUUGGCUCUCAUUCUCUCUGGACAAGCUUGUCUUUUUUUAAAAAAAAAUUUAUAAAAUACGUUUUUUCAUAGAGACAGGGUUUCACCACAAGCUUGUCUUUUCCUUUGUCUGCGCACCCUUCGGUCUCUGCAUCGUCCACACUCGCCUUUGCUCCCCAGCUCUUCCUUUCGCUACCUGUCUUCCACCUUCUUGUGGGUUUCGUCGUCAUCUUUCAGGGCAGUCUUUAUGUACACGUCUCUGAACCUCUUUAUGCAUGUGCCUUCUCCUCUCUGUCUUCUUCUCUAAGGCUUUCUCCUUGUCUCACCAUUUCUGUGCCAGUCUCUCUACAUCUCUCCCACAGUCCCCAGGCUGGGAACAAAGUCACGGCGCUAACGCGGAACAUGUCUCUGGUCGUCCGGUCCCGGGCCGCGACGUUCCACCAUGUCCACCAUGCCCAUCCGCGCAUUCCAACUGCGGACAAAGAGUCCCCGGCCCCUCCCCACACACUCUUUCCUGUUCCAAUUCUUGAGUGUUGUAGGAGCAGCUGCCACAACUGCCCCUGCCCGCCUCUCAUGUCCAGUCCGCGGGCCUCCACCUCCAGGGCAGUUAGCGCCAGCACCUCUUCUGCACACACCAGUGAUGCCUGCGCGGACACCCCAGGCGCUCGCGCACACACCGCGCUCCGCCCUCCCAGAAAAGUAGAUCCGGCCAGGCAGACAAAAGUUUGGGACAGAAGUUUGGUCUGCGGCGAGCGUGAGACUGAGGGGGGUGGGGGCCGGGGAGAGUGGGGCAGUUGGGCGAGUCGACGCGUGAACAGAUAGACCUGCGGACCGGACAGCCGCGGCCGGAGGCACUGCCAGCCCCUCUCACCCACAGAUGCGUGGGGGGACGGAGCCCCUCCCGCUGGGGGAUGCUGUGCGAUUCCUGGCGCCGGGCAGCCGGGCCGCCAGCUAAGCCCCUGUGCCUCCCCUGUGCCCCUGGGGAUCCGGAGUCCGGCUGCACGGAAAGAGAACCGGCCGCAGAGACGCUGCAGGGUGCUAGGCGGGGAGGGGACGAGAGGCCCCAGGCCCGAGGGCAUGGAGCGGUUAGGAGAGAAAGCCAGUCGCCUGCUGGAGAAGUUCGGCCGCAGAAAGGGUGAAUCUAGCCGGUCUGGGUCUGACGGCACUCCCGGGCCGAGCAAGGGGCGCCUAAGUGGGUUGGGGGUACCUAGGAAGUCAGGGCCCCGAGGAGCUACUGGGGGACCUGGGGAUGAGCCGUUGGAGCCAGCCCGGGAGCAAGGUUCCCUGGAGGCUGAGCGAAAUCAGCGCGGCUCCUUUGAGGCACCGCGCUACGAAGGUUCCUUUCCUGGGGGGCCACCGCCCACCCGGGCCUUGCCUCUACCUCAGUCAUUACCCCCCGAUUUUCGGCUGGAGCCCUCGGCCCCGGCCUUAAGCCCCCGCUCCAGCUUUGCCAGUAGCUCGGCCAGCGACGCUAGCAAGCCGUCCAGCCCGCGAGGCAGCCUGCUGCUGGACGGGUCGGGGGCUGGCGGAGCUGGAGGGAGCCGGCCCUGCAGCAAUCGCACCAGCGGCAUCAGCAUGGGCUACGACCAGCGCCACGGGAGUCCCUUGCCCGCGGGGCCGUGCCUUUUUGGCCCACCCCUGGCCGGAGCACCGGCAGGCUAUUCUCCCGGAGGGGUCCCGUCCGCCUACCCGGAGCUCCACGCUGCUCUGGACCGAUUGUACGCUCAGCGGCCCGCGGGGUUCGGCUGCCAGGAAAGCCGCCACUCGUAUCCCCCGGCUCUGGGCAGCCCUGGAGCCCUAGCCGGGGCUGGAGUGGGAGUGGCGGGGCCCUUGGAGAGACGGGGGGCGCAACCCGGACGACACUCUGUGACCGGCUACGGGGACUGCGCCGUGGGCGCCCGGUACCAGGACGAGCUUACAGCGUUGCUUCGCCUGACGGUGGGCACCGGUGGGCGAGAAGCCGGCGCCCGCGGGGAACCCUCGAGUAUUGAGCCGUCGGGUCUCGAGGAGCCGCCAGGUCCUUUCGUUCCGGAGGCCGCCCGGGCCCGGAUGCGGGAGCCGGAGACCAGGGAGGACUACUUCGGCACCUGUAUCAAGUGCAACAAAGGCAUCUAUGGGCAGAGCAAUGCCUGCCAGGCCCUGGACAGCCUUUACCACACCCAGUGCUUUGUCUGCUGCUCUUGUGGACGAACUUUGCGUUGCAAGGCUUUCUACAGUGUCAAUGGCUCUGUGUACUGUGAGGAAGAUUAUCUGUUUUCAGGGUUUCAGGAGGCAGCUGAGAAAUGCUGUGUCUGUGGUCACUUGAUUUUGGAGAAGAUCCUACAGGCAAUGGGGAAGUCCUAUCACCCAGGCUGUUUCCGAUGCAUUGUUUGCAACAAGUGCCUGGAUGGCAUCCCCUUCACAGUGGACUUCUCCAACCAAGUGUACUGUGUCACCGACUACCACAAAAAUUAUGCUCCUAAGUGUGCAGCCUGUGGCCAACCCAUCCUCCCCUCUGAGGGCUGCGAAGACAUCGUGAGGGUGAUAUCCAUGGACCGGGAUUAUCACUUUGAGUGCUACCACUGUGAGGACUGCCGGAUGCAGCUGAGUGAUGAGGAAGGCUGCUGCUGUUUCCCUCUGGAUGGGCACUUGCUCUGCCAUGGCUGCCACAUGCAGCGGCUCAAUGCCCGACAGCCCCCUGCCAACUAUAUCUGAGCUUCAGUCACUGCUGCUGCCAUCACCACCGCUGACAAACUGCUCUGGCCAGUGGGCCCUCUGAGGCCAGCCAAGGCAAAUAAUAUACUCCACAGGCCUGGCAGAAGAGUCCUCUGGGGAGGACCCCAAGGCCAGAGACCCAAAGAUCAUGACAUUCCAAAUGGAUUGUGGAGGAGAAACUUUAUAUUUACCAGGGUGGGGGUGACUGGCCAUUUUCCAUGUGUGCAGCCUGAGCUUAGGCACACAUAGGAGGGUUCCAGUACUUUCUCAACAUCUGAUUCUGUAUCUUCAGUAUAUAUAUAUAGUUUUGUUUGUUUGUUUGUUUUAGAGAUGGGAUCUCGCCAUGUUGCCAAGGCUAGUCUUGAAUUCCUGGGCUCAAGCGAUCCUCCCACCUUGGCCUUCCAAAGUGCUGGGAUUACAGGUGUAAGCCACUGUGUCUGGCCUAGUAUGUGAUUGUUUAUGAAUUAUGCAAUGUUCUGGUCCCAGAUUCCAAGAGUAGAGGGCCUAGCUUUAAAUCAACUAGUUUCAAUGAAACUAACUAGAAGCAAAUUAAAGUGUAUUGCUCCCUUCAGCUACCCCAAACCCCAGAGUUUUUGGGUUGUGGUUGAUGCAGUGUGGGACCCCUCUGAGAGGUGGCAGUUCUAGGGUGGUGAAGUCCUGAUAGGCAACCAAAUUUAAGCUCCUCACUUUUUUGUGACACAUGGUGUCAGAUAGGGGUCUUCCAGGUGCUUACCACCAUAAGCACCUAUGUCUGGAUAAAGAGGUAGAACCUCUGAACCUCAUUAACAAGUUAUUUCUUGGCCUUUUUCUAAGGACUAGGAGAGUUCCUCAUCUAUCUGCUGAGAAUGGGGACCAGCUCUGAGUGGGCUUGCUGCCUGUAUUCCUUGUUUCUCAGGGACUCACGUGGGUCUGGGGAGGCUAGGUGAGUGCUUGUACUCGGUUGCUCUUCUCCUUGGCUGGGGGAGGUAAUGGGUGUGUUCUCUCACACACACAUACACACUCACUCACACUCUCACUCUAUUCUCAGAUCACUCUUAGACUUGGUUUCCUAGUAGUAGCUCACCUGUCACCUCUCAGAGUGGCCCCAGUUUGUGUCCAUCACAAUCCCAAAACUAGAGUUGAGGGGAACUGGAGGGAGCAAAACACUGGUUUGGUACUAGUCAGUUUGCCUGAAAUUAGUUCACCUAAAGCUAGAUCUCUUAAAACCAAUUUACUGAAAACUUGUUUGCUUAAAGCGAAUGACUUAAUGACUAAUUUGCCAAAAGCUCAAUUCCUAUUUUGGUGUAUUUAUAUCCAUUUAGGUGUCCUAUUAUUUUUUGUCAUGCUUUGGGUAUUUCAAGGAUUUAUAUCUAUUCAUCCAAGAGUACUUUUGAGUUAUUAUCAGCAACAUAAAUUUAUCAAAUUUGCAGCACUUUGUGAAUGAUGAGAUUGCUUCCUACCUUUAUGGAUGUCUUUUUCUAUGUUAUCUACUUUUCAAAAACUUUUUUAAAAAGUUUAAAGUUUCUGGCAAUAAAUAUAAUUGGUGCAGAUGUUUUGUGUAUCAUUUUUUUUGUUUCUUAAUCCAAUAUUCCUUUACAAAUUAAAUGCCUUGAAAAAUGUAAUGGAGUUCAAUGUGAUUUUGAUGCUUUGAUCUAACAUCUACAUUCCUACUAUUAAAAUGCCAGUAUAUCUUAAAUAGGCAUGAGGCAUAUUCAGUUGACUUACAAUUAAAGGUUAUACAGACAACAGUAAUAAAAAGUAAAAGGGCGAAUCUGCUAAAUCCUUUUGAAAUGCUGCAGAUUUGAUAAAUAUUUAUUUUAGACUAAUUGGCUUUAGGUGAAUUGGUUUUAGGCAAAUUAAUCUAGCAAUCUUUCAUCUUUAGUCUUCAUUUUCUGUCACUCAGUGAGUUUCACACUGGAAAUGAUGACUCCUGAAAACAGAAAUUCCACAUUUGCGGGCUAUUCUAAAAUGACUAUGCCAGCCGACCUGGGAAAUACAUAGAAGAGACCUCUAAGUGAGAGGGAAAGAGUUCAGAUUCAUACUGUGAAUUCAUGAGUGCCAGAGGGAGAAAUGCACCUUGUUGGAGAGAGAAAUGUUCUGAAACUGAAUUACUGCUUAUUCAGCUGAGAUUGCAUCUUCUGAAUUAUUAUUAAAUAAGUGAAUACAAAAACCCCAUGAUGGGAAAUCCAGACAAGGUUGCAUAACUUUACAUCCCUCCUGUCCUUUGUUUGUUUGUUUGUUUUUGGAGAUAGAGUCUCACUCUGUUGCCUGGGCUAGAGUGCAGUGAUAUGAUCUCAGCUCACUGCAACCUCUGCCUCCUAGGUUCAAGUUAUUCUCCUGCCUCUGCCUACUGAAUAGCCGGGAUUAUAGGCGGGCACCGCCACACCUGGCUAACUUUUGUAUUUUUAGUAGAGAAUGGGGUUUCGCCAUGUUGGCUAGGCUGGUCUCGAACUCCUAACCUCAGGUGAUUUGCCUACCUUGGGAUUAUAGUCAUGAGCCACUGAGCCCCACAUCUUUUUUUUUAAGAGUUGGGAGUCUUGGCCAGGUGCCGUGGCUCACACCUGUAAUCCUUGUAAUCCCAGCACUUUGCGAGGCCAAGGCGGGCAGAUCACCUGAGGUCAGGAGAUCAAGACCAUCUUGGCCAACAUGAUGAAACCCCGUCUCUACUGAAAAUACAAAAAUUAGGUGGGUCCGGUAGUAUGCACUUAUAAUUCCAGCUACUCAGAAGGCUGAGGCAGGAGAAUCACUUGAACCAGGAGGCAGAGGUUGCAGUGAGCUGAGAUCGCGCCACUGCACUCCAGCCUGGUGACAGAGUGAGACUCUGUCUCAAAAAAAAAAAAAACAGAGUUGGGAGUUUCACUCUGUUGUCCAGGCUAGAGUGGAGCAUCCCAAUUAUGGCUCAUGGCAACCUCGAACUCCUGCACUGAAACAAUCUUCCCACCUCAGCUGGGACUACAGGUGUGCACCACUAUGCUUGGCUAAGUUUAAAAAAAAAUUUUUUUAGAGACAGCAUCUUGCUAUGUUGUCCUGGCUGGUCUUGAAUUUUUGGCCUCAAGUGAUCUCCCACCUUGGCCUCCUGAGUUACUGGGAUUACAAGCAUGAGCUGCUGUGCCCAGCUCCUGACCCUUUGUUUCUUACUCUGAUUUUGGCCUCUUCUGUUCCUGAUCUGACUCAUUCCUUUCUAGGUCUGUGCUGAUUGGCCUACCCUCAGGCUCCCCAACAUUGUUCUUGCCACCCGAGGCUACUUCUUCCUGAGGGAAAACAAAUGACGACAGCUGAUAAGGGCAGGCCAUGACAAAAGAGCAGUCCCAGCCACCCCAACACCAUCACUGGCAGGCUCCCUGGUGUACCCUGCAUCACAAGUGUCCUUUCUUCCUAUUUACUGGGAGACUAAUCCUCCUCAAUAUUUCUAUUUAGUAUUUACAGUUGUUGAUGAAAGAUUCAUGGGGUGUGCCAAGUAUAUAGCAAAAGGUAGACCUUGUUUGGCCAACUUGCCACCUGAUUUAAUUAACAACCACUAGUGCUGAGAUGCAGAAAUGGGGAAAAUGGAGGAAUUAUGGAUCUACUCUGUCGUCUUAGAUGACAGUCAAGGACAAGGGUUAGGCUUUGACUACAGUCUUUAGCUCUUUGCUCUGGCCAGCCCUAUUUACUACAGGUCUGAAUGGGUUAUCAAGAAUAAAGCUGGUGGCCAGGUGCAGUGGCUCACAUCUGUAAUCCCAGCACUUUGAGAGGCUGAGGCAGGUAGAUCACCUGAGGUCAGGAGUUCAAGACCAGCCUGGUCAACAUGGUGAAAACCCAUCUCUACUAAAAACACAAAAAAUUAGCCAGGCAUGAUAGAGGGAGCCUAUAAUCCCAGCUACUUGGGAGGCUGAGGCAAGAGAAUCACUUGAACCUGGGAGGCAGAGAUUGCAGUGAGCCAAGAUUAUGCCAUUGCACUCCAGCCUGGGCAAUAAGAGCAAAACUCCAUCUUAAAAAAAAAAAAAGAAGAAGAAUAAAGCUAGUGAUGGUUCUGUCUCUGCCUUACUCUUUAGAGACUUAACUGUCUCCCCCUCUAUCACCUGGAGCUUUCAGAGCCAGGGAAAUGUAAGAUGCCAUUUAUAAUCAGGCUACAGAGUAUCCUCAGUCAAGGAGGAUGUAGAGAAAGACUUACUUCCAAGCACAUAAAGCCAGUUGGGCCGGGCAUGGUGGCUCACACCUGUAAUCCAGCUUUUUGGGAGGCUGAGGCGGGUGGAUCACAAGGUCAGGAGUUCGAGACCAGCCUGACCAACAUGGUGAAACCCAAUCUCCACAAAAAAUACAAAAAUUAGCAGGGUGUGAUGGUACACACCUGUAAUCCCAGCUACUCUGGAGGCUGAGGGAGGAGAAUCAUUUGAACCCAGGAGGAGGUUGCAGUGAGCUGAGAUCGCACCACUGCAUUCCAGCCUGGGUGACAGAGUGAGACUCCAUCUCCAAAAAAAAAAAAAAGAAAGCCAAUUGGAUGAGAACCUUCAGACUGUACCUAUAAAGAAGGGAAUAAAAGGAAAAGGAUGGCCAUGGGCAGGCACUGUGGGUCAUACUUGUAAUCCCAGCACUUUGGAAGGCUGAGGUGGGAGGAUUGCUUGAGUCCAGGAGUUCAAGACCAGCCUGGGCAACACAGUGGGGCCCUGAUCCUGUAAUACAGGUGUAGUGUGCAUCUGUAGUUCAACUACUCAGGAGGCUGAGGUGGGAGGAUCACUUGAGCCUGGGAGGUUCAUGCUGUACUGAGCCAUGAUGGUGCCACUGUACUCCAGCUUUGGCGACAGAGUGAGACCCUGUGGCUUAAGGAAAAAACCAAACAAACCCAGAAAGGAGAGGCAUAGGCUGAAAUAAGAUUAGAAGGAACAGGUAAGCUAAGGCAUUGUUUAGUUUUGUGAUUUAGAAGCUCCCAUGCCCCCAAAGCUGGUCUGGGGUCAUUCAGAGCCCUUAUGGUGAAGUUCUAUGACAAGAGUCUAACCAAUCUCAGUCUUCUCUGUCCUGUCCUACUUUAGAGUGAGGAAGACCUAAGAAUGGGUCUCUUGCUUAUAUAGGGUCUUUGGAAUGUCCACACUUGGCACCACACCACACUUGUGAAGGCCUGAAGUUUUACUUUGCAAACAUGAGCAAAUCUUUACUGGGAUGUAUACAUUAGACCAGAAUAACUGUGAUGAUAGGAGAGCCAUCAGAGACAAAUUCUGUUUACUGUGGGUGUCAUUUCACCUACACUUGACCUUACAUGAAAGGAUAGUGCUAAUCCACGUGAAGGGAACCAGGGUACCUCUAAGCAGGGAGUGACAGUAAAAGAUACUAGUCAGGCCUAGAAGGUUCAAGCCAAGUGGGAUGUGAUUUUAGAGAUAACCCAGUCAUCUCAUUUUACUAAAUGAAGAAAUAGAAACUGAGUGAUGAUGUGAUUUUCCCAAAGUCACACAGCUGGAUAAUGACUUUCCAACUUUUGAAAACGAAUAAAGGGCUAUUUACCUUCCUC
Molecule: messenger RNA, 8161 nt
Organism: Callithrix jacchus (white-tufted-ear marmoset)
Lineage: Eukaryota; Metazoa; Chordata; Mammalia; Primates; Cebidae
Gene: AJUBA
Product: ajuba LIM protein
Biological process (GO): negative regulation of hippo signaling; response to hypoxia; regulation of DNA-templated transcription
Cellular component (GO): P-body; nucleus; adherens junction
Molecular function (GO): transcription corepressor activity
Source: RefSeq, a predicted model, not a curated record